Messenger RNA from Trypanosoma theileri, 2250 nucleotides. Its product is annotated as surface protease GP63. Gene Ontology annotation, biological process: cell adhesion; proteolysis. The transcript has a single exon. The record is from RefSeq and is a predicted model, not a curated record. NCBI's taxonomy places the organism in Eukaryota, Euglenozoa, Kinetoplastea, Trypanosomatida, Trypanosomatidae. Gene Ontology annotation, cellular component: cytoplasm; membrane. Bases 1 to 2250 code for a protein of 749 amino acids. Gene Ontology annotation, molecular function: metalloendopeptidase activity.
AUGCGUCGUCUGUUGUGUACUGCGCUGCUCUUGCUGUGUUGUGCCUACGGGUGCAUUGCAGCUGUUGUGCAGCCGCUACCAAAGAGAGGACAGGGUCCCUGGGAUACGUACACCGUCUCUGCUCCUGAUGCUGUUGACCUCGAGAAGAAAAAAGAUUUUAAACCCAUUCGUUUUGCUGUUUCUGCCAAAGAAGUGGAUAGGGUGUUGAAGUACUGUAAACAGUGGAAAAAAGAUCCUUCGGCUAAAGACGUAUAUGAUAAUGAAUAUGGAUUUAAACUUGAGGUUGCAAAUAGUAGAUUCCGUUUCUGCAAGGAGGAAAGCAAGAUGACAGCUGCAAAGAAAAGAAUUCUUUUGAUGGAUGUUCUUCCUGCUGCUCUCAAGUUACACAGUGAACGUCUCAGUAUUGACCUUGAAAAUGAAAAGUUGAAGUUACCUUUUAAUGAAACACAUCCGUAUCCCGUUUUGCCUAAUUGUACAGAUGUCUCAAUUCCCAAAGAGCAUCGAGAAGGUAUACCCAACGCUGAUUUUAUGCUGUAUGUGGGUCUUACAGAUGCGUAUAAACCCGUAAAGAUUUGCUCUAGAAAUGAAAAUAAUCAUCGUCCUACAUCUGCUUUGAUUAAAUUUAUCCCCAGGGAAAUUGCUGCGACAAGACACUACAUUCGUUUUGCUGCACAUGAAGUUGCACAUGCUCUUGGAUUUGAUAUUGAAAUAAUGAAGGAGAACAAUGUGAUUGAUGUCGUCGAAGUAGGAGAAGAAAGAAACAAGAAGAAAGUCCCUUUGCUGACAUCUACCAAUGUUCUUGACAAAGUGAAAGCACACUACGGUUGCUCUGAUGAUAAUGAUAUAAAGAGAGUGGUUUUUGAAAAUGACCGUCGUGAAACUGAUCCGUUACACUGGGAACGUCGAAUUGCGAAGGAGGAAUUGAUGAGUACAUACACCGUGGACUUUGAUGUGACUGGGGCGUACUAUACAGCACUAACACUUGCUGUUUUUGAUUCUAUGCCAUUCUACAGAGCCGACUUCAAAAUGGCAGAAUCGAUGAAUUGGGGUAAGAAUGCCAGUUGUGACUUUCUGAAGGAUGAAAACAAAGGAAAAGACAAAGAUACUGUAAUCAAGAAGUACCCCGAAAUGUUCUGCAACGAAAUCAAGGGGGGUCUGGAGUGUACUUCUGACCGUUUUGCACUUGGGAGGUGUACAAAGGAGAUGGUUCUGAAAGACAUUCAAAAUAUCUCCCCAGAGUAUGCGUACUUCAACGAUUUAACGUCUUCAUAUGGUGACUUGUAUGAUCUGACGGAUGGUUAUCCCAUUAUUAAACCUAUUUAUACAACAAGCUGUGAAAGUGGGAACUUAAGUCUUAUGCCUGGCAGUAUUGUGGGAAACACAUCACGAUGUCUGAAAGGUGACAAGCUGAAACUGCAUAAGCGAAACAAAUUUUCCCUCUCUGUUGGUGAUAUUUGUGCGGAUGUGAAGUGUGACAAAGACAACGAGAAAGUAAUGGUGCGGUACAGUGGGAGUGAAAUUUGGCAUAAUUGCAGUGAUGGAAAGAAAAUUGAUGUCGAGAAAAACUCGGAUUUCCAGAGUGGAAGUAUCUUUUGUCCCAAGUAUGCUGAGGUUUGCACGGAUUUGGAAAGCUCCACUAAAUUCCCCAUUGAGUACGAUAAGGAUGAGGAGGAGAAAAUAAAGAAAGAAGAGGAGCAGGAGAAAAAGGAAAUGGAGGAAGAGAAGCGCAAAAUGGAGGAAGAGCAACGCAAAAUGGAGGAAGAGAAGCGCAAAAUGGAGGAAAAAGAACGUCAAUUGAGGGAAGAGCGAAGUCAAGUCAAUAACAACUCACAACAAGUACCACCAAAAGCUAAACUGCAAAAAAAGAAUCACUCGGAUCCUGUGAAACCACAGGAGGGUGACGUUGGCAAAGAAGAAGAACACACUACUCCAAACGGAAAUAAUAACACAUCAGAAAACGGCCCUGAAAAGAAUGUCAUCUCAGCCCCAACAUCAACUCCUGUUCCCUCAGAGACAACCAUUCCAAGCAGCGAGAAUAACAUUAACACAACAACAUCAAGCAUACCAGAGAAUGUAAUCGCAGCUGCUGCUCCUGCCACUGUGGCAGAACUAAACAACACUCAGAUGGGACAAGCGCUAAACCAGGCGACUGCCAUUGUUAUUGUGGGUGCUGACAGCAGUAUUUCCGCUUCAUACCAAAUCCCUCUUUUGCUUCUUUUGUCGGCUCUGGUGACUCUGGCAUCCCCAUGA